UACAAUAUGAAGACUUUCCUGAUUUUGGCUAUCGUUGCUCUAGCCGCUUCGACUUAUGCUCUGGAGGAAUCCGAGCGCGUCAACGGGGAGAACGGCUGGUACGUUCCCCAGCAGAACGGCUCCCUCGAGUGGGUGGCCAUGGAUGCGCUUGAGGGCCGUGGCCUGACCACCGUUCCCGUGAACUUUUACCUGUUCACGCCCAAGAACCCCUCCAGCAGCAAGCAUAUCUACGCCACCACCAAGUCCAUUUCCAAGUCAAACUUCAACCCUGCUCACCCCACCCGUUUCGUGAUCCACGGCUGGACCCAGAGCUACUUGAACAGCAUGAACUCGGACAUCCGCAAGGCCUUCCUUUCCAAGGGAGACUACAACGUGAUCGUCGUCGACUGGGCGCGUGCUCGUUCCGUGGAUUACGCCACCUCUGUUAUGGCUGUCGCCGCCACUGGAAAGAAGGUUGCCAAGUUGAUCAACUUCCUGAAGGACAACCACGGUCUGAAUCUUAAUGACGUGUACGUGAUUGGUCACAGCCUGGGCGCCCAUGUUGCUGGAUAUGCCGGCAAGAACACCGACGGCCAGGUGCACACCAUCAUUGGUCUGGACCCCGCCCUGCCCCUCUUCAGCUACAACAAGCCCAACAAACGUCUGAACUCCGACGACGCCUGGUAUGUGGAGUCCAUCCAGACCAACGGCGGCACUCUGGGAUUCCUGAAGCCCAUCGGCAAGGGAGCCUUCUACCCCAACGGUGGAAAGACCCAGCCCGGCUGCCCUCUGGAUGUGACUGGAGCCUGCUCCCACGGACGCUCCACCACCUACUAUGCUGAGGCCGUCAGCCAAGACAACUUCGGAACCAUGAAGUGCGGUGACUACGAGGAGGCCGUUUCCAAGGAGUGCGGAAGCACCUACUCCAGCGUUCGCAUGGGAGCUGAUACCAACGCCUACAUGGUCGAGGGCGACUUCUAUGUGACCGUGAAUAGCAAGGCUCCCUUCGGCAUGAUUAACUAAUGACUGUGCAAUGCUUAAAAAAUAAUAUAAUUCUUUUAAAGUUUUCGAAUCUGAAAGGGGCUGCCAAAAAUGAUAUUUCGCUCAUAAGAAUGUGCACUCCCAAUCAUAGCCAGAAACAUCUUUGCCGUUUUCAGCAAAAGCGUUUUCCCACUUUCUUUGACAUGUUUGUAAUUAUAAUUAAUGAGCGAACUGCAAAUGCAAUUUCGCCAGCGGAAAAGUCAACUGCCACAUUUAUUUGCAUAAUAUGAUAGUGGAGGCACCACCCACAUGAGGCAUGACGCACAAAUAUUUGAAUAACGAACUGGCUGGCGUAGGUGGACUGUGUGUCCUUGUGGCCCAAUUAGCUCUCGAGCAUGUGAAGUGUUUGACAACAAGUAUGUGUACCUGAUGGAUUGAAGAUUGAAGUUGCACGCUUUCUACUUCAGAUUCGUACAGUUAAUCGUCAGAUAGGAUAUUUUUGGAGCGAGCUCUUGAGUCCCACCAGUUUGAUAACAAUGUAUUCCACCUUCGGUCCUUUUAUAUAUGAGUGGGAUAGUUUGUUUAUUUUACAGUGCCUCGGUUAAACUCAUUUCAAUUAUCCAUUUAAAUUCAGAUAUUUGUUUCCUAGAGUCCCCUUCAACCAGGACGAGUAGGGUAUUUAAAGCAUGCUGUUUGAUUCUCCGACAACUUUGGGUGACAUAACCACAAGGAAAAGCAAAUAUUAGACGCACGAAUGUUAAAUGGGUAAAGGUUGUUCUGUUUUUAUUUAAUUUGCUUAAUCAAACGCUUAAACACGUAUAUCAUGAUGCGAGAAAGGUUCACGUGAAAUACAAUACUCUUCGAUAGGCUAUAAAUUCAAAAUGCUCACUGAAUCCGUCUAUAAUG
Messenger RNA from Drosophila sechellia, 1866 nucleotides. RefSeq names its product pancreatic triacylglycerol lipase-like. Gene Ontology annotation, biological process: lipid catabolic process. The record is from RefSeq and is a predicted model, not a curated record. Lineage: Eukaryota; Metazoa; Arthropoda; Insecta; Diptera; Drosophilidae. Gene Ontology annotation, molecular function: serine hydrolase activity; lipase activity.